This is a messenger RNA of Cokeromyces recurvatus, 1150 nucleotides long. RefSeq lists its product as uncharacterized. The record is from RefSeq and is a predicted model, not a curated record. NCBI's taxonomy places the organism in Eukaryota, Fungi, Mucoromycota, Mucoromycetes, Mucorales, Mucoraceae. The transcript has 9 exons. Gene Ontology annotation, cellular component: COP9 signalosome. Bases 29 to 1000 code for a protein of 323 amino acids. Gene Ontology annotation, biological process: protein deneddylation.
UGUUUUGUGUAUAAAUUCAAUUAUAUAAAUGAGUGACGACGACGAUUUCAUGCUUGAGGAUGAAGAGGAGGACUAUGAUUUUGAUUAUGAUGAUGAGGAGGAAGAACCCGAUGUCGACUUGGAAAAUAAAUAUUAUAAUGCUAAAGCAAAGAAAGAGGAUGAUUUAAAAGAAGCCUUAGAAGAGUUUCAAAGUACUUUGAAAUAUUACCGUGAAUUAUUAACCUAUGUUAAAUCAGCAGUAACAAGAAAUUAUAGCGAAAAGAGUAUUAACAAUAUUCUUGAUUAUGUUUCAUCUACUGACAAUAUGAGUUUUAUGGAAAGCUUUUAUGAGACAACUUUAGAAUCACUCAAAGAAAAUAAAAAUGAGAAUUAUGGAGAUGAUGGUACAGAUGAUCAACGUAAGGGAACACAUUUAUUAGAGAUACUGGCGUUAGAGAUUCAAAUGUAUACAGAGACAAAAAACAAUAAGAAGUUAAAGGAUUUAUAUCAACAAUGUCUUUCAGUUAAGUCUGCCAUCCCUCAUCCUCGUAUUAUGGGCGUUAUUCGAGAAUGUGGUGGUAAAAUGCACAUGAGUGAAAAACAAUGGGAUAAUGCACAAACAGAUUUUUUUGAAUCAUUUAAAAACUAUGAUGAAGCAGGCAGUCCACAACGUAUUCAAGUAUUAAAAUAUUAUGUUUUAGCUAAUAUGUUAACGGAAUCACAGAUUAAUCCAUUUGAUUCACAAGAAACUAAGCCUUAUAAAAACGAUAAAGAAAUUGAGGCAAUGACUAAUUUAGUGAGUGCCUAUCAAAAAAGAGACAUAAAUGAAUUUGAACAUAUUCUAAAAGUGAAUCAAAAGGCAAUCAUGGGUGACCCUUUUAUAUAUAUUGAUGAUGUAUUAAAGAAUAUUCGUACUCAAGUAUUAAUCAAGUUAAUUAAGCCUUACACAAGUAUAGAAAUUGCUUCUACCAUAGCCAAAGUAAGUGAAGGGAUUGUUUUAUCUGUAGACUAUGUAUAUUGAAUAUUUCCUUUUUUUUUAAGCAAUUGAAUAUAUCUGUCGACGAUGUAGAAGAACUUUUAGUGGACUUAUUUUGGAUGAAAGGAUUUUGGGACAAAUCGAUCAAAUAAAUAAUAUACUAGUGUUAGACAAGAUCUACUGAUGCAAUGAAGU